Molecule: messenger RNA, 5208 nt
Organism: Gasterosteus aculeatus aculeatus (three-spined stickleback)
Lineage: Eukaryota; Metazoa; Chordata; Actinopteri; Perciformes; Gasterosteidae
Source: RefSeq, a predicted model, not a curated record
AGAGAGAGAGACACACAGAGAUAAGAGGGGGUAGAGUCAGUUGAGCUCUGAGAGGUUUACCAGUAAAGAAGAGGGGGAAGAAGGAAGAGCAGGAGGAGUUUAAGCGAAAAGGGUUCAAACUAAGAAGAAGAAGAAGAAGCAGAUCAGACACACGAGAAAAGAGUGGAAGAACAUUACUAAAAAGACGUGGAAGCUUUGCGUUGGAUAUUUAAUCAGCUUAUCAAGAAUCCUCCUGAAGAAACAAACUACAGAGACCGAUUACAGUUUUAAGAGACUGGCGGUUGGCUAUCUGAAGACUUCAGGUGUGAACCAUUACCUGGAUGGUAGAUUAUAACCAUGAUAACCACGUCCUUUUGGAAGAAGGUCGGACACUGAACCUGAGAUGCCCACCAGAAAUGUGGGCGGUGAAUUUGGGAUGUGACUUCCAGACAACCUAGCUUUUUGUCUGACUCCACCAUGUCCCUCGUCCCCUCCUGUCUACUCCAGAGACUCCUCGCCCUCCUCGUCAUGCUGGCAUUGGGCCAGUGUCAAUUUGACGUGUGUCGCUCUCUGCGCAGCUCGGAGGCGGGGCCAGGAUGGGAGUUUUAUAGCUGCCAGCCUUCAACUGUCAACAUGAAGGAAGUGAUGCAGAUCAGAGUCGACCCCCCUGGUGUCACGUGUGGCAACCCACCUGAGAGAUUCUGUACUCUGGAGAACCCGUAUCUGUGCAGCGAUGAGUGUGAUGCUUCCAGCCCCGACCUGUCUCACCCCCCUCAGCUGAUGGGAGACAGGGAGAGGGGGGGGCUCAUCACCUAUUGGCAGACAGUCACAUGGACGAGGUAUCCUGAGCCCCUAUUGGCCAACAUCACUCUGUCCUGGAACAAGAGCCUGGAGGUGGUCGAUGACAUCAUUGUUAGCUUCGAGUAUGGCCGACCCACGGCCAUGGUAUUGGAGAAGUCUAUGGACAAAGGUGUAACGUGGCAGCCAUAUCAGUACUAUGCUGACGACUGUCUGGAGGUGUUUGGCAUGUCUCCUAAACGGGUCUCAGAUUUAGCACCGAGUAACUUGACGCGGAUCAUCUGUACCGAGCAGUACUCCCGCUGGGUCGGAGCCAAGGAGGAGAAAAACAUGGUUUUCGAGGUGCGCGCUCGGUUCGGGGUGUUCGCAGGUCCAAAGUUGAUCAACAUGGAUGCCCUGUACCUCCGGAUGGAGACCAUGAAGGGUCUGAGAGACUUCUUCACCUUCACCAACCUCCGCCUGAGACUUCUCCGCCCGGCACUGGGAGGCACCUACGUCCAAAGAGACAACCUGCUGAAAUACUUUUAUGCCAUCUCUAACAUCGAUGUACCUGCCAGGUGUAAGUGCAACCUGCAUGCAGCUCAGUGUGUAUUACGUGAUGCGACGCUGCAGUGUGAAUGCGACCACAACACAAGUGGACAAGACUGUCAGCUCUGCAACCAGGGGUUCAAAUCCCGCAGCUGGAGACCAGGAUCAUACCUGCCCUUGCCCAAAGGAACUGCCAACACCUGUGAGGCAGCAGAAACAACAUCCACGGCUGGUGACUCUGACUCAUCUGAUGGAGUGACUGACACGACUGCUACUACCAUUACUACUACCACCACUUCUACUAAAACUUCUACUAGCGCUACUACUCAGGGUAUCAUAUCUUUAUACACUAUUACGACUGACGCUAAUCUACGUGAUAUAAUCCCUAUAACUGAAUACACAUGGAUAACUGACAGUACAACUACUACAGCUGAAUAUACCACCCCUACUGACAGUACUACUACUACAACUGAAUAUACUGACAGUACUACGACUACAACUGAAUAUACUGACAGUACUACUACUAUAACUGAAUAUACCAUCUUUAUUGACAGUACUACUACUAUACCUGAAUAUACCACAUAUACUGACAGUACUUCCACUAUAACUAAAUAUACCACCCCUACUGACAGUACUACUACUACUACAAAUGAAUAUCGCACCCUUACUGACAAUACUAUUACCACUGUAACUGAUUUUACCACCCCUAUUGACAGUACUAGUACUACUAUUACAGAAUAUGCCACACCUACUGGCACUACUAGUACUGACCUCACACCAGUUUUUACAUACAUGUUGAAUUGUGAUGCUGUCAGUGUUUCUACUCCAACUGACAGUAUUUUUGCAGAAGAAGGAAGUCCUACGAGUUAUACCAAUGUAAUUGACCCGGACAAUGAUCUUACUAUCAACACCAUCACAACUGUUAUGAGUUCUGAAGAUUACCGCAUUAGUACAAGUGAUACUGGGGACUUUAUUAAAGCAGAAUCGGAUGCAUUUCCUGACUUGAGCAGUACAACAAAACCUACAGUGGAGAUAGCUUCAUCCAGCAGUCCAGCUCUGGAUAAUGGAAACACUGCUCCCUGUACCAGUAUUAGCACCUCCAGUUCCACCAGUACUAACAGCCCCACUAUCCCAGGCCUCGGUACUGACUCUGAGGUGUCUAUUUCUGACCCAGUGACUACGUCCUCUGACUCCACCAACUCAGCAGACAACAAAGACUUCACUCUCUCUGGGACUGGGACUACCAACUUGAUCAGCAGCACUACCUCACCUGAUGAGAGGUCUACAACAUCUGCUGGAACACCAACAACAAGCAUCUCAGAAAUAACCCAGGCCAGUGACAGGGCUGCCAAAGAUACUCCACCCACUACAGGAGCUGACACUGCUUCGCCUGAUAUUUUUUCAGAAACUGUGACUGAUAUACCUUCUGCUGAUGUAGCACCUCUUGAUUUACCUCGUACUGAUAUUCCACUGGAAGCACCAGCUUUCAAUCUUCGUUCACCUGAAGAAUCUCAAUCUAAUAUUCCUCUGCCAGAAAUACCUCUUCUCAAUGUACCCCCUUCAGAAUCUCCUCCUGAGAAUGUAACUUCUUCAGAUGCACCUCCUCCAGACAUAUCUUCCUCUGUUGCAGUUCCUCCAAACAAACCUUCCUUUGAUUUACCUCCGCCAGAUGCACCUUCCUCUGAUGAACCUCCUCCUGAUUUACCACCUCCAGAUAUACCUUCCUCUGAUGCACCUCCAUAUUUACCUUCCCCUGAUCUAACCUCCCCAGAUGUACCUCCCCCAAAUGUAUCUCCUCCUCCUAAUGCACUUCCUCCAGAUGUACCUUCUCCAGAUAUACCUUACCCUGAUGUACCUCCCCCAGAUAUACCUCUUCCUGAGGAAAGUACUUCAGCUAUACCUCCCUCUGAUGAACGUCCUGCGGAUUCAGCUCCCCCAGAUGAACGUCCUCCAAAUGAACCUCCUUUGGAUGUACCGCCUCCUGAUGAAUGUCUUCUAGAUAUACCUCCUUCGGACAAAUGUCCCUCAGAUGUACCUCCUCUGGAUGUACCUUCUGGUGAUGAAGGUCCUCCAGAUAUACUUCCUACUGAAAAACAACCUCCACUGGAUGGACCUCGUCCAUAUGGACCUCUUCCAAAUUCACCACCUCCAGAUGCUCCUGCAGAAUUCUUAUUGUCUCCUCCUGAAGGAGGAGGUGAUGCCAUACCCGACAUGAGCACCCCCUCCUUAGAUCAGUCAAAGCCUUCUGGGGAUUGGGCUCCGGUUGACUUCCGAUUCCCUUUUCGAGAUGGUCCAGAUUCAGGUGACGCUGUGCCAGAUGCAGGACCACAGCCUGAAAUCUUGCCAUUUGAUUCUGGUAAAUCUAUUUCUGGACUGGAUUCUGUCUCAGAAGAGACAGAUGGGACAUAUACAGAGAAAGUAGUAAAUGGUGAAAUGGAAUCACCAAUCACUACAAGUGCUGGUCUAGAUUCUCUACCGGAUUCCCGUCCAGCAGUAGAUGAUCAAGGAGUCAAUUCUACUGCAGCUCAGAUAGAAGGUUCUACUGCAGCUCAGAUAGAAGGAACGUUUCCUGGAGAAGAAACAGCUGCCAGUGGACCGGCAGAAGGUUCAGAGUCGGAUGAAAAGGAAGAAGAGAAAGUCACUAAGGAGAAAGAGGAAAGUAAAGACAAGAAGAAGGCGAAAGAGGAAAGUAAAGAAGGAAAGAAAGAGGAGAAAGGAUACGGCAAAAAAGGUACAACAUGUGUCACCAGUCCUAAAAGUGAGCUUUUGUUCUAUUCCCAAGCGACCCAGAAGAUUUUGAUUCCAGGAGGGCCAAAGUUCAGCCAGCUGUCCAAAAUUGCCUACGUGACCUUUCAGGACUGUGAGUGUAACGGUCACUCCAACCGCUGCAGCUACAUUGACUUCAUCAACGUGGUCACAUGUGUCAGCUGUAAACACAACACACGAGGACAGAACUGUCAGUUCUGUCGCCUUGGUUACUAUAGCAACGCCCUGCUGUCUCUGGACGACGAGAACGUUUGUGUCGACUGUGAGUGUGAUGUGGACGGCAGUGCUUCUCCUCACUGCUCUGACUCUGGUUUCUGCCAGUGUAAAGAUGGAGCCACAGGGAGGCGCUGUGACACCUGUUUACCUGGAUACACCUGGAGAGGAGGCGGAGCCAGCUGCACAGUUAACAUGUGUGAUGAGGAGGAUUUGAUUUGUCAGAAUGGUGGAACCUGCGUCAACCUCCAGCGCUGCGUCUGUCUGGACGGCUUUACAGGUGCAUUCUGUGAGAACCAGGUCUGUCUGAAGAAGAGUGGUUGCCUCAACAAGGCUGAGGCCUCCUCCUCCCUGAGCUCACACCUUUACCUGCUUACACUGAGCGUGGUCUCCAGUGGACUCAUCCACUGUUAACCCCGCCAACAAACCCCAGGCAAAAACAAAGUUUGUUGAAACAGGUGAAAUCACACCUCGGCCCACCUGUGAGGAAGUUUCUUCAUCUCCUGUAAGACACAUUUAAGUAAACUACUACUACUAAUACUACAACAACCACUUCCACUUCUCCCACUUUCAUUACCAUCACUACCACUAACACUGCUACCUCUACCACUUUUGCUACUACUACUACCACUUCCACAACUACUACUUCUUCUGCAACUACCACUGCAACUACUAAUACUACAACUAAAACUACAAAUACUCCCACAACUUCCAGUACAAAUAUUGCUACCACAACUAAAACCACCAGGGGUCCGUUUCAAGUAGGAGGUUUAAAAACCCUAAACUCUUGGGUUGAUUUACCCUGAGAUGGAAAACUCAGGGUAAAUUUCCGAACAGCUGUUUAGAGUUGGUUCAAUGAACUCGGAGUAGGUUGACUCAGAGUUGAGUUGAAAAUCUGUUAAAAAUAAAGAACAAAAACAUAAC